GAGGGACAGAUGUCCGCUGCUAUAUAAAAGUCGCGGACGGACCGUUCGCGGCCUUGUCACCUCGAAAUGUCGCGCACCACCUCGCAUCGGCGGUCCCUUUGGCCGUCCAGCAUCGCAUUUUUAUUAUUUAUAUUUAUUAUGUUAACGUCGACGACGCUGCGACGAGUGGAUGCCAGCCCUAUAUUCAUUCCGGCACCCGACAACAUGACGGACUCGUCGGAGUAUUCGGCGGAAAACCCGAUGAUGACCUCGAUGAACAACUCGGAGAAUUCGACGAACUACCCGCUGGUGAAUUCGGUAAACGGUUCAAAGGUGAAUUCGACGGACAACCCGUUCGUAAAUUUGAUGAACAACCCAGUAAUCUCGACGACCAGCUCGAUGGAAAAUUCGACGGAGAUUUCGUCCAACACCGACGUAUACGUGAUAAAGGCUGUAGUUUACGAGAUUGGGAUUCUCACGGACACGAAUAGCACGACGAUGAGUAGCGAAGAUAGCGAAAAUGCCGAAAGUACCGAAAGACAGGAGAGUAUCGAUAUAUCGUUGUACAGUGUGCCGCAGGAAGACAAGUACUCCUAAUCCCAACGAAUUGAAUUCUAUCUCGGAGCGAGCACGAUGGAAUAUGGGGCCUAUUCGUCUAAACGCGUUUAUAAAUCAAGAGAAGUAAAAUGUGGAACGUAAAGACUGCGCAUAACACGACAAUGAUGUUAUCGGGUGCAUAGUAAAUUAUUAUAUGUCGUAUAAGAUAGAACGUAAAGGCACAACGCAGAGAGUGCGAGAUGUACGCAAUUUAUAAAUUUCGAUAUUAAAUCAGUGACGCUGUGAUA
Molecule: messenger RNA, 824 nt
Organism: Solenopsis invicta (red fire ant)
Lineage: Eukaryota; Metazoa; Arthropoda; Insecta; Hymenoptera; Formicidae
Exons: 3
Coding region: 67-576 (169 amino acids)
Source: RefSeq, a predicted model, not a curated record